Messenger RNA from Alnus glutinosa, 561 nucleotides. Its product is annotated as auxin response factor 3-like. NCBI's taxonomy places the organism in Eukaryota, Viridiplantae, Streptophyta, Magnoliopsida, Fagales, Betulaceae. Gene Ontology annotation, molecular function: DNA binding. The record is from RefSeq and is a predicted model, not a curated record. The transcript is spliced from 5 exons. Bases 130 to 561 code for a protein of 143 amino acids. Gene Ontology annotation, biological process: response to hormone; regulation of DNA-templated transcription.
UGUCCCUCUUCAUUGUUCCUCUUUUGUGUUCAGUGCCGGAGGUCUGUGGGUUUUGAAUCUCUCUGCCUUUGGCUUGUCAUUGUUUCACUCUUGAGGAGCUUUUGAUUUCAUGGGUCUAAUCGCAACACAAUGGAGGAGGACGAAACGCUGUCUUUUGAUUCCACUGCUUCGUCAUGGUGGUCUGCUCCUGCUCUUAGCACUUCGGCCUCGGCCUCAUCGGCGGAGGAGGGCACCGAUGACGAGGUUUAUGCACAGGUCUCAUUGACUCCUGAAAGCGAGCAAUUCGAGCAGAAACUCCAAGAAGUGGAUACUGAUGCAGAUGGUGAAGAAGAUGAUGUUGAAGUAGCUGCAAAGUCGUCCACACCUCACAUGUUUUGUAAGACUCUUACUGCUUCUAAUACUAGCACCCAUGGAGGCUUCUCCGUUCCUCCUCGAGCUGCUGAGGACCGCUUCCCUCACCUGGAUAUGAUAAGAUCUUCCAUCACUGUUGCUGACCGCCUAAAGCCAUCAUUGCCGGCCGUCACCAACUCCAAGAUUCUAGCCACCACUUCCGCCGGCUGA